AUGAGGAGAUCGAUUUCUUCGAAAGCGAAAUCGUUUCUUCAUCGGAAUCUUCUGGAGAGAGGUAAUCCCGGAACUUCUCCGUCGUUUAGCAUUUGCGAUUUCUGCUUCUCGAGACGACGAGCUUAUUCUGGUGGUGGCAGUGAUUACCGAGAUAUACUGAGAAAUGGGCUUCGCUGUAUGAAAUUAGACGAUUCGCUUGAGCUCUUCUUUCACAUGGUCCAGUGUCGUCCUCUUCCUUCAAUCGCUGAUUUUAGUAGAUUGCUGAGUGCCAUUUCCAAGAUGAAGAAGUACGACGUCGUGAUCUAUCUCUGGGAGCAGAUGCAAAUGUUGGGCAUUCCUCACAAUCUCUAUACCUGCAAUAUCUUGUUGAAUUGUUUCUGUCGAUGCUCUCGACUCUCUCUUGCGUUAUCGUUUCUCGGGAAGAUGAUGAAGCUUGGUCAUAAGCCCAGCAUAGUCACGUUUGGCUCGCUUGUCAACGGAUUCUGCCGCGGGGAUAGGAUUCACGACGCCUUGUCAAUGUUCGAUCGAAUGGUGGAAACGGGAUACAAACCCAACGUUGUAAUCUACAACACACUCAUUGAUGGUCUUUGCAAAAGCAAGCAGGUGAAUCACGCAUUGGAUCUUUUGAACCAAAUGGAGAAAGAUGGAGUUGUUCCGGAUGUAGUUACUUACAACUCUCUCAUAUCUGGCCUUUGUAAUUCCAGAAGAUGGAGCGAUGCUAUACAGAUGGUAAGGUAUAUGAGCAAGACUGAUAUCGACCCUGAUGUAUUUACUUUCAACGCGUUGAUCGAUGCUUGUGUGAAAGAAGGAAACUUUUCAGAGGCUGAAGAACUGUACGAGGAGAUGACCCGGAGAUCUCUGGAUCCUGAUAUUGUCACUUACAGUUUGCUGAUCAACGGGCUUUGCAUGUACAGUCGCUUAGAUGAAGCGGAGCAAAUGUUCGAGUUUAUGGUUAGCAAAGGUUGUUUCCCAGAUGUAGUUACUUACAGCAUUCUCAUUAAUGGUUUUUGCAAGUCGAAGAAGGUUGAGCAUGGGAUGAGACUUUUCUGCGAGAUGUCUCAGAGAGGAGUGGUUAGGAAUACAGUCACCUACACAAUUCUUAUCCAGGGUUAUUGCCGAGUGGGGAAACUUAACGUUGCUGAAGAAAUCUUCAAAGGGAUGGUUUUUUCUGGCGUGCUUCCUAAUAUCAUCACGUACAACGUUUUGUUACAUGGUCUAUGCGAUAGUGGGAAGAUAGAGAAAGCAUUGGUGAUACUGGAGGAUAUGCAAAAGAGUGGUAUGAGUGCUGAUAUAGUUACAUACAAUAUCAUCAUUCGCGGGAUGUGUAAAGUUGGUGAGGUGGCAGAUGCUUGGGAUUUAUAUUGUAGCCUCGACCACAAAGGACUUAUGCCUGAUAUUUGGACAUACACUACGAUGAUGUUAGGAUUGUACAAGAAAGGCCUGCGGCGUGAAGCGGAUGCUCUGUUUAGAAAAAUGAAGGAAGAUGGGAUUUUGCCAAAUGGGUGCUAUGUAUAG
Messenger RNA from Thlaspi arvense, 1515 nucleotides. The record is from the annotation of a GenBank genome assembly. NCBI's taxonomy places the organism in Eukaryota, Viridiplantae, Streptophyta, Magnoliopsida, Brassicales, Brassicaceae.